AUGCGCGUCUUAACCAUCACGCCGAGCGUGAACGCACGCGUAAACACGCGUCGUGACGGACAGAAACGUCGAACGUUCGCCGAUGCCAGAAAUAGUUCUCGAUGCACUCGGGCGCCGCUUCUUCGGCGCGCGCUCGAUCUCAGACGUGCUCGGUCGCUCGGAAAGACGCGGACGAUCGCGAUCGAUGAUGUGCCAGGACGAGAGCGCGGGGACGAGUCGCGAAAGAGCGCCGGGGACGUUGAGGCGAGAGCGAAGGCGUUGGCGGAGCUCGUGAAGAACAGCGACGUCGGGAACGCGAUGUCGGUGGAUGAUCGAGAAACGGUGAACAAAGAGAUCGAAGCGUUGGAAGCGACGCAGCUUAGUGAUCGAACGUGCGAAAAUGAGGGGAUUUUUGGCUUUUACGACGUCAGUUACGUCUCGGUGGGGAAGAAUCAGGUUGGGAAUCCGGCGGGCGGACGGUUCAGGUCGCCGCUCGGGAGAUUUUUGUUCAAGACGAUCGGGUUGGAGCAAAAUUUGUUCGCGCCGAAUAGAAUUGAGAAUCGCGUGGCGUUCACCGUACUUGGGUGUCUACCGGGUGAGGUGACGUUGGAGGGAACGUUUGGAGCAGUGGACGGGCUCAACGACGGUCGCACGGUCAAAGCGGAUUUCGAUCCUCCGGGUAUCUCCGUCGCUGGCGGUCCGAAAUUGCGAAUCGGACCGAAAUCGAGCGUGGUUCUAAGCACGACGUACUUGGACGAAAGCGUGCGCCUGGGGAAGGGGUCACGCGGGAGUCUGUUUGUGUUCACGAGAAAGUCCACCGAGCAGCACGCGCGGGAUCUUCGACGCUGGGGCGUCGGGGGCUUAGCGAUCGCGAUCAUGCUUCUCACCGCCCUCGGGCUCGGGAUUUUCGGCGUGCACCAGUUCAAGACGACGAAGAGCAUCUUGUAUCCCGCAACGGUCGUCGCGUCGUCUUUGAUCUCGUUGUUGAUGGCGUACGUCUUGCGCGACGGAGGCAUUGUCGCCGAAGACGCCGACCUGGCGCAAGUGGGGGAGCUCACACAGGAGCAAAAGGAUUUCCUCACCAAGGGGCGCAGUGAUGGGCAAGCGAAAGGGGAAAACGUGUUCAGUUCGCAAACGUAG
Molecule: messenger RNA, 1119 nt
Organism: Ostreococcus tauri
Lineage: Eukaryota; Viridiplantae; Chlorophyta; Mamiellophyceae; Mamiellales; Bathycoccaceae
Product: unnamed product
Exons: 1
Coding region: 1-1119 (372 amino acids)
Source: RefSeq, a predicted model, not a curated record